AUGAGCACGGGAGGUGCAGUGGGAGGAGGAGGAGUACCACAGAAGCAGAUUCGUUUUGUGAAUAAUGAGGGACAACCACCUGCGAAGAGGAGGAGGGUUAAUGCUGCUUGUCGAACAUGUCGAAAACGAAAAACGAGAUGUGAUGGGAAACGACCGCUUUGUUCAACGUGUACGGAUAAUGGUCAUGAAUGUAUGGGAUAUGCGGAGGGUUCAGAUGGGGCUGCGAACUUGAUAAAAAAGGAGGUGAGGACUCCCGAGGGUGGGGAUGGUGAUGGGAACGCGCUUGACGGGGUUUCUACACCUACGCAGAUUCGAAGGCCGGGAAUUUUGAGGGAUAAUUCAAGAGAUAUGGUACCGCAAAAAUUUCAACAAAAACCGAAUACGCCAGUGUCAAAGAUGAGAUUUGAAGAUGAUCAAUUGCAUAUGAGAGAUGUGCCGAGGAGGACACAAAGCCACGACACGGGAAAUAAUCCGCCUGAAAGUCAAAGGCUUGAUUAUAGAGAUACGGUUCUAUUUCCAGAUGAUGGCAUUAGCCCUAUAGAAAGGGAACAACCGCUACUUAGUGAAAGCACUAUCAGUGAGAGUCAUCGAGUACCAUAUUUCAGAUAUUUUGGUCCAACCGCCAUCGUACCUGGAUUCAAACAAAUGGUUGUUUCUGUUCGGGAACAGAGAAGAAGUAUGGGGGCUCGUUCUUCUUCCUCUCUAACCAUGUCACCUGCAUCUGCGAAGCAUGGUUCGACUGGUGGUUCUGUUAACGGAGGAACGCCAUCUCAGGCAGGUACGGAACCAAGAUCUGCGGUCGAUAUGCCACUUUAUGAUCCUAAUGAUCCUUUACCGGUAAAUAGAUUAAUCAUUCAUCUUGUGGAAGUCUUUUUUGCGCAUCUGGGUUGUAAUUAUCCUUUUUUGUCAAAGAGACAGGAAAAUUUCAAACGUCUGGUGGAAGAAAAGAAAAUCGAACCUAUUCUUGUGGAUGCGGUUUGUGCGUUGGCCGCGAGAUUUUCCGAUCAUCCUCUUCUUACUACUUCGCAUGAGUUACCACAUCCGAAGUCAGAAUAUGGACAGAUUUUUGCCCAAAGAGCUAAAGCGGCUGUUGUGGAUACUUUUCCUUGUCCGACGGUUGGGGCGGUGCAAGCAUGUUUAUUACUUGCUUAUGAGGGAUUUGGUGCAAAUCAAGAUAGUGCGUUAUGGAUGUAUCUUGGAUGUGCUAUACGAAUGGCUGUAGAUCUUGGAUUACAAAAAUUAGACGGAGUUAAACAUCAAGGUCAAAAAGAUCCGGGAUAUCAUAGAUCUUCAACAAAUGAAGGAGAGUCUAGUGAACCAGCAGCCACUAUUACUGCGGAAGAAAAGAAGGAAAUUGAAGAGGAAAGAAUUGAUACGCUCUGGGCAGUUCUAAUGCUAGAUCGUGUCAUCUCUUCCGGCACUGGUCGACCCGUCAGUCUUAAAGAUGAAGAUCUCGAGUUGACACUUCCGUCCGUAUCGAAUAAUUCGGAAGAUGCAUGGCCGGAUCCGUUCCCGGCUCUCAUUAGAAUCAUUCAUUUAUAUGGCAGGGUGUCGGAUUUGUUGAAUCGUAUAAGAGGCGUGGAUGAUGUUACGCAAGGCUUGAUUCAACAGCUUUCGGGCAUGGAAAGGGAUUUGACUAUGUUGUAUCAGAGUUUGGAUCAUCGGUUAGGAUUUACGGCGAGUAAUUUUCAGCAUUUUGUUAAGAGUGGGGAGGGGACGAAUUUUAUACUUGUCCAUUUUUGGUUUCAUACUUUAAUCAUGCUACUUCAUCAACCAACUUUAAUGCAUUCAUUCGAAGGACAAGUUUUACAAUUACUUCCACAUAGUCGAGAACUUAGCAUGUCAUCUGCUAAAACUAUUGCUGAUAUUUUGGCUUUCGCCGAACUUAUUGAUCCAAGAUCAUUUAUUGGAAAUCCAUUUACAUGUCAACCGAUAUAUAUCGCUGGAUGUGCAUUUCUCAAAGAAAUUGCAUUACAUACUUCUCAACCAUCUUCCAGGGAUGCUAGUCCUCGACAUAGCCCGAUCGGUUCAUCGGAUACGGUUAAACCAGGCGGGAAUCAAAGUCAUCAUGGAAAUCAAAAGCAAAAACAUUCAUUACUUGCUGCAGCUGCAAAUCAAAAUUAUCAAAGAUGCCACAAAGCAUUACAGCAUAUAGAAUCAUAUUGGGCUGGUACUCGAUAUAUUCGAGUAGCUAUGGAACAAAAACAAAGUGGAAUAGAUCCACAAGAGGUCGAAACGUAUACCGCGGAAGAGUAUACUGAAGCUACGAAACCGAGACAUGAAAUUAUACCUAAUUGGAGAAGAAAAUUCUCUGCACAUUCACCAAGUCCAGCAUUACCAGGAUCUCCAGCAAUUGACUUAGCACAAGCUAUUGGAUGGUCGCUUACUGGAACAACCAAUUCUCCAAGUUCGAAUUUAACACUUAUGUAUCAAAAUCAAAAUGCAACGGAUCAUCUGGAAAUGAAAUCUCAUAAGGAAUAUGGUCAGGGAAAUAUGAUUUAUGAUCCUAUUAGACAAAGUCUUCCAGAAAAUACGGCAGGAGGUACUUCGACUAGUGGAAGAUUUGAUAAUACAUCAACGAGUGGAAGAUAUGAUAGAUAUACUUCACGAUCGAAUCAAAUGCUUCCUCCAGUACCAAAGUUUAUGCAUGGAACGAAUAUCGAUGCAACAACUACUGCUGAUGCGGAAAUGUUACUGGGACUUGGGGCGGGUAAUUCACCUUAUGCUACACCGGGUAGUAGUUCUCAUCAUUCGUUUGAUCCGGGACAUAGGAAUACUCUUUCUCCAAGACCGGGUUCUGCUAGUACUACUGGAGGAGGAGGAGGAGGUGGUGGUGGUGGUGGUGGUGGUGGUGGUCACAAUCAUAAUAAUACGGCAAACAACUCGCAUGGGAAUAAUAACUUGCAUAAUGGUACGGGGAAUACACAUGGAAAUGCACAUGGAAGUGGAAGUGGAAGUGGAAGUGGAAGUGGAAGUGGAAGUGGAAGUGGAAGUGGAAGUGGAAGUGGAAGUGGAAGUGGAAGUGGAAGUGGAAGUGGAAGUGGAAGUGGAAAUGGAAAUGGAAAUGUAUACGCAGCGCAUACAAAUGGAUACAUGGGAAUGAGUCUAGGAAACAAUAUGGGCGUCGGCGAUAUGAUGAUGGAGAGUCAGGAUAUCGAUAUGAGGGGUUUGGGCGAGGACAUGAUUCCUUGGUUGGAGUAUUUGCCGGGGGAUAUGCUGGGGUUUUUUGAGGGGGUUGGAACUGAGACUAUAUUGGUCUAUACCAUGUGCACGUGCUACGCAGGAACCAUUCACUUUAACAUUUCUAAAUGUGACGGAAAAGUCGUAAACGGAGUCAAUUCAAUCACUUAG
Sclerotinia sclerotiorum 1980 UF-70 is the source of this 3351-nucleotide messenger RNA. RefSeq lists its product as hypothetical. The transcript is spliced from 6 exons. Bases 1 to 3351 code for a protein of 1116 amino acids. Gene Ontology annotation, molecular function: DNA-binding transcription factor activity, RNA polymerase II-specific; zinc ion binding; DNA binding. Gene Ontology annotation, biological process: regulation of DNA-templated transcription; DNA-templated transcription. NCBI's taxonomy places the organism in Eukaryota, Fungi, Ascomycota, Leotiomycetes, Helotiales, Sclerotiniaceae. The record is from RefSeq and is a predicted model, not a curated record.